AGGGAAACGCGGAAACGGAGGAGGUUGAAGGUCAAUGCGUAAGAUAUGGAAAUGAAAGCUUGUUCCUUAUGAAACCAGCGGAAAUUUACACUAUUAAAUAAUAUAAAUAUAGCUAGCUACGGAGCGGCUGCGACGACAGACAUGUCUUAUUGCAGAGAAGAAGGUAAGGAUCGCAUUAUCUUUGUGACAAAGGAGGACCAUGAAGCCCCUAGCAAUGCGGAGCUUAUAGAAGAAGACCCCGAUGAUCCCUAUGAGGAGCACGGCCUGAUCCUGCCCAGCGGAGACAUCAACUGGAACUGCCCGUGCCUGGGGGGCAUGGCCAGCGGGCCUUGCGGAGAGCAAUUCAAGUCAGCCUUCUCCUGCUUCCACUACAGCAAGGCGGAGCUGAAGGGCUCGGAGUGCAUGGACCAGUUCCGCGGGAUGCAGGAGUGCAUGCAGAAAUACCCGGAGCUCUACCCCCAGGAGGACGAGAAGGAGAGCGCUUCAACAGCAGGGGCCUCCGACCCUGAGCCUGCCACCUCCGCCCCCCCUCAAGACUCAGCGCCUGAUUCGCCCUCUUCCUCAACAGACACACCUCCCACAGACAGACCAGCCAAUAGUUAACACCAAAGUCCACUUGCAUUUGUUAGCCUUGCCCACAGCAAUCAAAGAAGCACUGAUGAAUUUCAUUACAUGUAUAUGUCUGUGUGUGUUUGCUCAUCCCUGUCCAUUUGAUCUGUUUUUGUAACUGACAUUUAUUUCAUUAAAAACACAGAAGACCGAGGCACUCAUUUCCAGCUAACCUUUAUCAGGGAAUUUCAAGCACUUUUUGUCUCUUCUGGUAGGGUGGUGUGGGGUCUGAUUGAAAGUGCAUUAGUGACAUAUUUCUGUGUAACAUAUUUUGGUAUGCAUUUUCGCAUAUGAGGUUGCAAAAGCUCUCCCAAUUAAGAAGGCAAGGUUGUCCAUAAAUAAUAGUUUAAUGCUUAAUAGUUUUAGUUUAAUAGUUUAAUAUUUUGACCGUAAGGAAAAAAUCACACAACUUCUAUUAUCUUCAGAUGAUAGUUCAGUCACCCAGCGCAUGGUACGUCUAAUGUUGUACUUCCUAAGAUGACUCUUCUAAAUGUUGGACAUAUGAAUACUGAUAAAGAAUGCUGCUUGUCCUUAAUACAUGAAAGUAUAUAUAGUAUAUGCUGGUAUUCGUGCUCUUAGCUACUUGUCAUUCUCUUUAAGAUUCCUAAAUCAAUUGUCUGUAAGUGUGUCCUCUGUCAUAUUCAGCAUGUCAUAUGCAUCUUUCAAAUUUUCUUGAAAAUUAGUUUACACAGCUAUUUGUGUGUUUCCUUUGCCUCCAGAUCCUUGUAUUUUUGUCUAUAUUGUAUGUGAUGUUGGUCAAUUGCUUGAUUGGAAUUUAGUUACAAUGCUAAAUGAAAAGACUAGUUUUCAGGAGCAAGGAGAACAUUUUUAAAACAUUUUUUAUCUAUAUUUUAUUAACUUUUCAACAUGAAUCUAGCUAUAUAUUACUUAUUACCACAAUAAUUGUGGAGAGUUUUACCUUUGUGUCAACACACACUUGCUGCUGAGACAUGGAAGAGACAGGAUUUGUUGAACUACUUCAGUAGUCCCAGUGUAGUAAUUCAGUCUCUUCACGUGAAUCUACAAUGUCAAAGUGUUGCUGUGCCAUUUUCUAAACAAUACAGCUAACAUUUUAAUUUGUUGUGUGUAAUGAUUUAUUUAGGUAAACCUUGUGUUAAUUAUAUGUUAUUUUUAUUUCUCAGAUGUUUGGUCACAAAGGUGUGAAUUAAACUUCUGUUGGGACUUA
Messenger RNA from Conger conger (European conger), 1795 nucleotides. RefSeq names its product mitochondrial intermembrane space import and assembly protein 40-like. Bases 142 to 603 code for a protein of 153 amino acids. Gene Ontology annotation, biological process: protein import into mitochondrial intermembrane space. The record is from RefSeq and is a predicted model, not a curated record. NCBI's taxonomy places the organism in Eukaryota, Metazoa, Chordata, Actinopteri, Anguilliformes, Congridae. The transcript has 3 exons. Gene Ontology annotation, cellular component: mitochondrial intermembrane space. Gene Ontology annotation, molecular function: protein-disulfide reductase activity.